AUGCCAACAAGACUUCAUAAUACACGAAAACAUAGAGGUCAUGUAUCGGCGGGUUAUGGAAGAGUUGGCAAACAUCGAAAACAUCCCGGUGGAAGAGGACUUGCAGGUGGGAUGCAUCAUCAUCGCAUCAAUAUGGAUAAAUACCAUCCUGGAUAUUUUGGAAAAGUAGGAAUGAGAUAUUUUCAUAAGACAAAUAAUCAGUUUUGGAGACCUCCAGUAAAUGUUGAAAAAUUAUGGUCCCUUAUUUCGAAAGAAGAAAGAGAAAAAUUUCUAAACCAAAAAACAGAUACGUCGCCUAUUAUUGAUACUCUUGUUCAUGGAUAUGGAAAAGUUCUCGGAAAAGGUCGUCUACCUUCUAUACCGAUUAUUGUUCGUGCCCGGCAUGUCUCACAAACUGCCGAAAGAAAAAUUAAAGAAGUUGGUGGCAUUGUUGAGCUGGUUGCAUAG
This is a messenger RNA of Pneumocystis murina B123, 447 nucleotides long. Its product is annotated as 60S ribosomal protein L27a. Gene Ontology annotation, cellular component: ribosome; cytosolic large ribosomal subunit. Lineage: Eukaryota; Fungi; Ascomycota; Pneumocystomycetes; Pneumocystales; Pneumocystaceae. The record is from RefSeq and is a predicted model, not a curated record. The coding region runs from base 1 to 447 and encodes 148 amino acids. Gene Ontology annotation, biological process: translation. The transcript is spliced from 5 exons. Gene Ontology annotation, molecular function: structural constituent of ribosome.